UCUUUGGAUCAUUACUACUUCAUAGAAAUAUACUUCUAAGUUCUGUGUCUUUUCAAAUUUCUGUGAUCAUUAAUAUUCACAAAUGUCAAAAGGAUUAUCAAAUGUUUGAGGUACUUAUACAACAAUGUUUAAAUAUUACUUUCUGGUAUUUUUUCUACACAUGCAAAGCAUAGAACAGGUACCAGUAUUGAUGUGGGAAACCAAUCAAGAACUUAAUUCAACUUUAGGAAAAUACUCUCCACUUGAAAGCAAAGCGCAUGAUUUAAGGACAAUAAUAUCUCGAAUCUUCAAGAGGAAGAUUCCUAUUAUUGUAUACCUUGAAGAAACCUUGAGUUUAGAGGACCUGAUUAUUCGUAAUGAAUAUGGAAGUACAAUUUUUCCUGGUUUAUCUAGUUUUAUUAAUUCUUUCAAUUCCUACUUCAUGCCAUAUGCAGAAAAUCCAAUUGAAACUAUUGAAGAAAUUGCUAGCCCUGUGAAGAAAAUUGAUUCAAGUUCUUUUCACGACUAUAACAACUGGCAUGAAUUGGCGACAUUGGUUAUUAAUCUGAAAAUGAUAAAAACAAAUGAAAGCAGAGAGAAUAUGUUGAAAAAGCACGACUUCACCAUCCUCCAAAUGCAUUCAAAGUUUGCAAAUAUGCAUACUCAUAUAUUCAGUAUUUUUACUGCAAGAUAUCCAUCAUGGAUUAUUCCAGAGUACUCUGAACGGCAUAAUUUCAAAAAACUUUUACAGUCUGAAUCAGAAUCAGAAUCAGAACCUCCUACAGGAACUCCAACAGAGACAAAAGUAGUACCGAUCGUAGAUGAUAAGAAUUUAUUACUCGUUAUCUCAGGGAAUGGAGAGUAUAGUUCAGAUAAUGGUGCAAAAUUCAGUCCCGUUACAUUGAGUAGAUCAGAUUUCAGCAUAAAGGACAAUGAUAUGACUUUAUCACUUGAUGGAGGUGGUGUCAAAGUAACAUUUAUAAUUGUAUUUGGUUCAGAUGGCUUUUGGACGAUUGAAAAUAUCACUCUAGAUGAAAAACCGAUUAGUUUUGAUGAAAUAGCGGUUCCAAUGAAUUUUUCCUAUCAUUGCUCCAACUUGGUUCUAUCAAAUGAGGCAACCAAACAGAUCCUAAAGAUUAUUGGCUUCCAAAUACAACCUUUCAAAGACGAACAGGAACAACAGCAGUUUGGCGAUGCCUAUGAUUGUGUUGGAUUUGUGUCCAUACCAAUUUGCAGUGGUAUAUUCAUAGUUUCGAUUCUUCUUCUCAUUUUAUUCUGUGGUAUAGUUUCUAUGAUGGAUAUUGAAACGGCAGAUAGAUACGAUGAUCCUAAUGGAAAAGUUUUCAAAGCUUACGUUGAGUAUUCAUAAUGUAAAUUAAGCAUUAUUUAAUAAAGUUCUGUUUUU
Messenger RNA from Harmonia axyridis, 1384 nucleotides. Its product is annotated as V-type proton ATPase subunit S1-like. NCBI's taxonomy places the organism in Eukaryota, Metazoa, Arthropoda, Insecta, Coleoptera, Coccinellidae. The coding region runs from base 125 to 1348 and encodes 407 amino acids. Gene Ontology annotation, cellular component: proton-transporting V-type ATPase complex. The transcript has a single exon. The record is from RefSeq and is a predicted model, not a curated record.